AUGAUGAGGAACAACAUUUCUAAGUCAUCUUCAUCCUCUGGUGGUUUGACAAGGAACAGUAUUGGCUUGAAUAUGAUUGGUGGUGAUGAGUUGGGUGUUCUUCUGGAACGAAAGCUGAGAGAACUGACGGAUAAAGUGGAGUCAUCAACGGGGUUACUUAAGCCAGCACCAUUGGUUAACGUAAUGAGUGGUGCUACGUCCUCAGCAGCUAAACAAAAGGUUUAUGAACUUAGCUUAGAUAAAGUGGAGUUGCAUAAGGCAGAAGGAGAGUGGUACUCUGAAGAGAACUUACCCUUGCAUUCGCAUCAUGAGUGCAAGUAUCAGCAAUCAGAAGAAGCGGAAGAGCACAGCUGUAUCAGCAGUUACAUUGAAAGCGGGAAAGUACUUGAAUAUGAGCCUCCUAAUUAUACAGAGUGGAUUCCAGACCAAACUUGUUCAGAUUCUCAGAGUAGUGAUCAACAAUGUUCAUCCUCAGUUCAAGCUCCAACCACAUUCAACUCAGCCUCAACUAACAGAACUCAGACUGACGAAGGACUCGAAAUCGAGCUAUCAGAUUCUUCCACCUCAUCAAUCUCCAUGAUGUUAGCCAACCACCUUCCAAGCAACUGGGAACUCGACUAUGUCAUCCACAUACUAGACACUGCAGAGAUGAAUCUCGAAGACCUUGCAUUGAGUUGUAGCCCCUCCAAAAUCCUAUCCCCGAACCUCUUUGAACACAAGGAGAGUAAAUUCGGUAGAGACAGUGACGAGCUCUCCUCGAAAAUCAAUAGGAAGGUCAUGUUCGAUUGCAUUGGUGAGUUCUUGGACUACAAGUGCAGGCAAAGGUCCUGGGGUGAACUUCAAGGGGUGUUGCUUGAGAGAAAAGGGUGCUUGGCGAAGGAGUUGCAUAAGGAGGUAUUAGGGUGGAAGAGCAUGGGAGACAUGAUGGUGGAUGAGCUUGUGGACAGGGACAUGAGCUGUGGGGAUGGGAAGUGUGUCAACUUCAGUGUGGAAGCAAUUGAGGAAGGUGUGGAGAUUGAAGAAGGGAUUCUUGGCGAGUUGGUUGAUGAAUUAGUUUGUGAUCUUUUGAUUAUGUAG
Messenger RNA from Linum tenue, 1077 nucleotides. The record is from the annotation of a GenBank genome assembly. NCBI's taxonomy places the organism in Eukaryota, Viridiplantae, Streptophyta, Magnoliopsida, Malpighiales, Linaceae.